GCCGUUCAACUACCAACUAAUACGCCAUCCCCGCUCCUCCCUAUUUCCUUCAAGUGCCCAAUAUCUCCUUCCCAUUCCUCCACUCUCCCUUAGAUUUCUUCUUCCGACAACUCCCCAACCAUUCAGCUAUAAUUCUCGCACACUCUCACUCACUCUCUGGUUUCCUCCUUUUGAUGCUCUGCGGAAUAGCCGAGUUAGCAUAAUGGAUGUGGAAUAUGAAGAGGAGUAUAUUAAGAGCGCAAGAGGUGUUCAGCUCUUCACCUGCAGAUGGCUCCCACUUUUUUCCCCACCGAAAGCCCUCGUUUUCCUUUGCCAUGGUUAUGGCAUGGAAUGCAGCGGUUUCAUGAGAGGGUGCGGAACGCGAUUGGCGGCAGCAGGGUAUGCGGUGUUUGGCAUCGAUUAUGAGGGUCAUGGGAGGUCCAAGGGAGCUCGAUGUUACAUCAGCAAGUUUGACAACAUUGUCGCCGAUUGCGACCGCUUUUUUAAAUCAAUAUGCGAGAGGGAAGACAAUCAGGACAAGCGCCGGUUCUUGUAUGGUGAAUCCAUGGGAGGAGCGGUAACACUGCUUCUACACCGUAAGGACCCCACCUAUUGGGAUGGAGCCGUCCUCGUAGCGCCCAUGUGCAAGAUAUCAGAGAAAGUGAAACCCCAUCCAUUGGUGGUGGCCGUGUUGACAAGAAUGGAGGAGAUCAUUCCCAAGUGGAAGGUGGUUCCCACCAAGGACAUCUACGACAAUGCUUUUAAGGACCCCAUCAAGCGCCAAGAGAUCCGAAGCAACAAACUGCUCUACAAAGACAAACCACGUCUGAAAACAGCCCUGGAGCUACUCCGUACUAGCAUCCACCUCGAAGACCGCCUAACACAGGUAACCCUUCCUUUCUUCGUCUUACACGGCCAGGCGGACACGGUAACCGACCCUGAGGUGAGCAGAGCGCUGUACGAACGAGCAAGUAGCGAAGACAAGGCGAUGAAACUUUACCCGGGAAUGUGGCACGGUCUAACCUCAGGUGAACCGGACCGGAACAUAGACGCCGUCUUCGCCGACAUCGUCGCGUGGCUCGACGAUCGAAGCGGCCUCGGUGGUGGACGGAGGAGACCGCUAGCGGUUAAGGAUGUGGGCGGUGCCAUUGGAUUUCAGGUCGGAUCGAAGGCGGAUGAAGCCGCGGAGGUAAGGAGUCAGCAACGGCAGCGCCGCCGCGGAAGGAUUCUGUGCGGGUUGAAGGUAGGGCCGCGACAUCACGCGGCAAUGUGAGAGGGUCAGUGUUACGGGGUACAUUUGUGAAACAAAAAGUUUAAUGUGGAGUAAAAUGAAAUACUGGGAGUCGGUAAAUAUAAUAUAUGUUUUUGUAUCUUAUAAAACAAUGGAUGGGCUCCAUUAAUUAGCAAUAAUAGAAGGGAUUCGAAUCCAGAAAAGUUU
Molecule: messenger RNA, 1417 nt
Organism: Phalaenopsis equestris
Lineage: Eukaryota; Viridiplantae; Streptophyta; Magnoliopsida; Asparagales; Orchidaceae
Product: caffeoylshikimate esterase-like
Exons: 7
Coding region: 203-1252 (349 amino acids)
Cellular component (GO): membrane
Molecular function (GO): lipase activity
Source: RefSeq, a predicted model, not a curated record